This is a messenger RNA of Fusarium mangiferae, 768 nucleotides long. RefSeq lists its product as uncharacterized. The transcript has a single exon. The record is from RefSeq and is a predicted model, not a curated record. Bases 1 to 768 code for a protein of 255 amino acids. Lineage: Eukaryota; Fungi; Ascomycota; Sordariomycetes; Hypocreales; Nectriaceae.
AUGACAAUCCUUAAGCGCACCGCAAGUACAGCGGCCUCGUGGUGCACGCCAUUCACACUCCCAUUUUACGAUGUUCUGAUCCUGCGUAUCUCUGUCCCUUUCAUCUGGCGCUGCUCUGCACAGAAUAAUCUUCGUCCAUUAUUCUCUAGCAACUUCUCAAAGAGACAUGUCGACAUUGGCGUUGGAACUGGUUACUUCCCAAGAAGAGCAAUCGGGGAUCUUGACCGCGAUCCAAAAGACCAACAUCUGACAUUGGUCGACUUGAGUCAGCAUUCUCUUGCAACAGCGAGACAGCGUGUUCUGUCCAAGUAUCCAGAAGUGCAAGUUGACUGUGUUCAUGCGGAUGCUGCACAACCACUUCCUCAAUCUCUUGCGUCCCAGAAGUUCACAUCCGCUUCUCUGUUUCUCGUCAUGCAUCACAUGCCGCAGCCAACAGCCAGCAAAGCAAAUGCCAUCACAAAUGCCAAGAGUCUCCUGACCAAAGAUGGCGUUUUGGUUGGGUGCACGGUGUUGGGGAAGCAAUGGGAGAAGACUGAUGAUGGGUAUAGGGUGAAGAGUGAGAAGCCGCUUGGAAGAGCAGCGGCUUUCAUGCUUGGGUUCUACAACAAGAGAGGUAUCUUUGACAAUUGGCAGGAUGAUCCGAAUGUUCUGGAGGAGGCUUUGAAGGCGGGGUUUGAGGAGGUUGAGACCAGUGUCGUGGCUAUGAUGUUUGUGUUUAGGGCCUCGAAGCCGCGUAACGGGUCCGAGGUGCUGGAAGAGACCAGUUAG